GAAAAAAAAAAUAUGAUAGAGUUUCGAUAUUUUUUUAUAGUUACUAUUUUUCAACUAUUUUGUUACAUCACCAUUUUCUUCGCCUAGACAGUCAUUAUGGCGGGAAAGGCUAUGGGGCCUUGCCUUGAUUGCAAGGUCGCUCCGGCCACCCAGACGGUUCGAAAGAGGGACCUUUGUCAACAGUGCUUUUUUCUGUUUAUCGGAUCCAAAGUCGUGAAGCGGAUGGAGAAAUAUCGACCACGCAACGCUGAGAAGAAUAACCAGAGAAAAUUUCUCUUGCCCCUCUCUUACGGCGUCUCGUCUUCGACAUUGCUCCAUAUUCUGAAUCUUCAGCUAGAGCGGCAAAUUUCGAGUGGCUUAGGCCGCCGUACUUAUGAAAUUCAUGUCCUAAAUGUCGGAAUUUGUGGACAGCCCGACAACCACCGACUGGAUUUAUUCUGCGAGGCGUAUCCUCUCCAUACAUACACCCAGGUUCCCUUACACUCGAUAUUUAAGUAUGAUACAGCCAUAGAGGAUAUAAUAUCGGAAUAUGGAGGCCCUGAAUUUAGGGAUGACCAGUCAAAGAUGGACCAAGAACGCUUAGACCAUUUUCGGUUAUCACUUUCGACUGCCGCCGCGCGAACAGACAUUGAUGGGAUAUUGUUGACGAGGCUAGUUGUUGCCAUUGCCAAGGAGCUGGAUUGUGACGCCAUAUUAUGGGGGGAUUCUGAUACGCGUCUCGCUUCGAAGGCUCUCUCAAAUGUAGCCAAGGGCCGUGGAUUUUCUGCUCCUUGGGAUGUAUGUGAUGGGAUGACGCCGUGGGGGAUCCAGUUCAAUUUCCCAAUGCGAGACGUCUUAAAAUUCGAGUUAUCUACCUACGCCUCACUGGCGCUCCCAAAAUCACUGAACGUUGUCGACUCUGAGCGUCCGUCUGUGGACAAUCUAUCUAGUAAGAACUUAUCGAUCGAGGACCUCCUUGCGCACUAUGUUGAGACGCAAGGGGAAAAGUAUCCAGGCAUCAUGGCAAAUAUCGUUCGUACGAUUGACAAACUUCAGGCGCCGGCCCCCGAUACUGGGUAUAAGUGCGUAUUAUGUGGCAUGCCGGUCGAUAUGAGCGGCGAAGACCCCUCAGCUCUAGGUGGCUCAGGGGGUUCUCAGUAUGUCUUAGAGGAUAGGAGAGAGCGACCUAUGACUGGCACGUUGUGUUAUGGAUGCGCAAGGACGCGUUUGGAUCUUGUACCUCCGAAAUCAACGCCAGCUUAGUUUACGGAGUGUAUUGGUUGUUCUAUCAAUUUUCGGAAACAUUUCGAACUCCGCACGCUGCCGUUGUUCCCUUCUCAGUUUAGCCACCUAAAGCAGCCUCGCCGGCGCGGCUAACGCUUCUAAAGCCGCCAGUGAAACUUGGAGCUGACUGCACUGCGUUGAUUUCUAGCGUAAUGUACCCAUAUACCCACCAUUACUGUUUAUUCACCGGGAGUGACGACUUCUUCCGAUGCUCCUCUGAAAGUACGCAUUCCAUAAUUUCGCAAGAUCGACAUGCUUCACAGGUGAAACCACCACUGGUUUUAUUCUAUAACAAACUUGGGAUCGUAGUAUCCGGUUGACAGAACGGACUUCUGAUCUCGUUGCAUGGCUAAAUCCUGAAUUUUUGCCAUCUCAAAGGCUGCGAGUCAAGCUUUGAUGAUAUUAGGCUAGCCCUGAUAUCUCAACAGGCAGCAUCCUAAUAGCUUUUGGAUUCUUAAAAUAUUGCAGGAACACACAAGUUACGAGGAGUUGCAUCAUUGUUAAAUAUAUAUUAUUAUUACAUAGCUUAGAUAUUGGAAAGAGAUAUACAAAUUAGUCAACUCCGGCCCAUAUUAUGCUCAUGUAAAUGCAAAUGGGGUAUAUGGAAAGCGGACAAAAGAGAAAGAAAAUAAAAAAAAAUGGGAAGGAGAGAGAAAAUUAGGAGAAAAAAGGUUUACAUCCUCCCCAUUUCGAUAUCAGGCUCCCUCCUGCGCCCGGCGGAGGGAGCAGGGUUUCUCGACGACUUGUCCGUGUGAACCCGUGCUGGUUGUGGUCGAGCGGGUGAAUCGUUUCGUGGUGGAGAAGUAUUACGUCCUGAGCCUUCAAUGGUUGGUUGUCCGUCAUGAGUUGUAUCAAUCCGCGCAGGCUCGUGCAGAGGCAAACCUGAGUGCUUCAGAUUCUCCUCUCCGCGUUCCUUCAGGAGCUUUUCGAGGAGAACAGCGUUUCGAGUGUUGCAUUUAUAUAUGGCGUCCGCAAGGUCGCCAAUGAAAGGAAUCAAGCCGACGAAGAAGUCGAUAACAAUGUUAAAGAGCAUACGCAUUCGAAUGCCGCCGGGGAGACCACCUUCUAUUUUGUUACAAGUGUUUACUACCAUCAGGGCCAUAAACAUAUCGAGCGCAUCGCCGAUUCUAUUUAAAAUAAGAAGAAAGUUAGUUAAAUUCUACACGAUUUGACAAAGGGAGGUUAUUAUUUAGAAUGGAGAAUUUUGUAGAUUCACUUACGCUGGCACUAGACCAAUGACGCUGCUCCAUCCGAAGCGAAUUCCGCAAAAAUUGCACAGAGAGAGGUCCAAUCUAUAUGCCCGCCGCUUCACCUUGGUCAAUAUCUUUGCAUCGUGGGCU
Molecule: messenger RNA, 2603 nt
Organism: Blastomyces dermatitidis ER-3
Lineage: Eukaryota; Fungi; Ascomycota; Eurotiomycetes; Onygenales; Ajellomycetaceae
Product: cytoplasmic tRNA 2-thiolation protein 2
Exons: 2
Coding region: 97-1242 (381 amino acids)
Biological process (GO): tRNA wobble position uridine thiolation
Cellular component (GO): cytosol
Molecular function (GO): sulfurtransferase activity; tRNA binding
Source: RefSeq, a predicted model, not a curated record